GGUGCUGAGCCUGCAGCUGUUCCCGCGUCCUCUUCCUGCUCCCCGUCCCCCCUUCACCCCUACCCUGCAUCCCUUUCCCCAUCCCGGCUCCGUCACCCUCCCGUCCCCCACACUCAGGACGAGAAUGCCCUGUCCGGAACAACCCAGCAGCGCCUAGAUGGCUUUGGUCACGGUCCAGCGGCCGCCUACCCCCAGCACCGCCUAGCCCUGCGCCUCAGAGGCAGACAGUGGAGAGGAGGAAUGCGGAUCACAGCCCAGGAGCAUCAGCGGGAGCUUUCUAACUGUCAAAGGUGCUGCCCUUUUUCUACCACGGGGAAAUGGCUCAUCCACACCAAGAAUCAGCCACAGGCGCAACAAGCAUGCAGGCGAUCUCCAACAGCAUCUCCAAGCAAUGUUCAUAUUACUCCGCCCAGAAGACAAUAUCAGGCUGGCUGUAAGACUGGAAAGUACUUACCAGAAUCGAACACGCUAUAUGGUAGUGGUUUCAACUAAUGGUAGACAAGACACUGAAGAAAGCAUCGUCCUAGGAAUGGAUUUCUCCUCUAAUGACAGUAGCACUUGUACCAUGGGCUUAGUCCUGCCUCUCUGGAGUGACACUCUAAUUCAUUUGGAUGGUGAUGGUGGGUUCAGUGUAUCAACAGAUAACAGAGUUCACAUAUUCAAACCUGUAUCUGUGCCGGCAAUGUGGUCUGCCCUACAGAGUUUACACAAGGCUUGUGAAGUGCCCAGAAUGCAUAACUACUACCCAGGCAGCCUCUUUCUCACCUGGGUGAGUUAUUAGGAGAGCCAUAUCAACUCAGAUCAAUCCUCAGUCAAUGAAUGGAAUGCUAUGCAGGAUGUGCAGUCCCAUCGGCCCGACUCGCCAACUGUCUUCACCGACAUACCAACUGAACGUGAGCGAACAGAAAGGCUAAUUAAAACCAAAUUAAAGGAGAUUAUGAUGCAGAAGGAUUUGGAGAACAUUACAUCUAAAGAGAUCCGAACAGAGUUGGAAAUGCAAAUGGUGUGCAACUUGCGGGAAAUCAAGGAAUUUAUAGAUAAUGAAAUGAUAGUGAUCCUUGGUCAGAUGGAUAGCCCUACACAAAUAUUUGAGCAUGUGUUCUUGGGCUCAGAAUGGAAUGCCUCCAACUUGGAGGACUUACAGAACCGAGGAGUGCAGUAUAUCUUGAAUGUCACUCGAGAGAUAGAUAACUUCUUCCCAGGAGUCUUUGAGUAUCAUAACAUCCGGGUAUAUGAUGAAGAGGCAACAGACCUACUGGCUUACUGGAAUGACACUUACAAAUUCAUCUCUAAAGCAAAGAAACACAGUUCUAAAUGCCUUGUGCACUGCAAGAUGGGGGUGAGUCGCUCAGCCUCCACAGUGAUUGCCUAUGCAAUGAAGGAAUGUGGCUGGAAUCUGGACCGAGCCUAUGACUACGUGAAGGAAAGGCGAACAGUGACCAAGCCCAACCCCAGCUUCAUGAGACAACUGGAAGAAUACCAAGGGAUCUUGCUGGCAAGCCUGGAAGUGGAGGGUGACUGGCCCUGGCUCCUGCUAUGAAAAGAGAACCAGCCUCAUUUUCUCAAUGCCCCAGAGAUCUAGGACAGGAUUUCUAAACUGGAACCAUCCCUGAUCAGCUUGAAGAUCCCCCAAGAGGUAUAAGACUGGUGCUGCCAUCUGUGUCCUCACAGUGAUGCUAGUGGCAGCAUCGUGUGUACACAUGCAGAGCCAUUACCCAGGGCUUAACGAGCUGAUGACCCAAACUGAAAACUGGGUAAUGCCCUGAAGUGUUUCCCAAUCAAUAAGCCCACAGGGAAUUGUUUGGUUUUUAUGUUUUGUUGGAUUUUGGUUUGCUUGGCAUAGCUAAAGGUGCUUUUAUUUUUUUCUUUCUAUUUUGUACGACUUGUUCUAAACAUGGAAAACAAGUCCAGAAGACUCUCCUUCUGACUGUUACCUUUGCCCCAAACCACCCUAGAAUUUUAUGUUCACAUUUUAUUAAAUAAAGCAGGUGCUCUCUGGAAUCUCUGGGACCUUUUUGAGGCAUUUGAAGCAGAAUAUAAAGAGUGGUCUCAUCUCCUUCCUUAAUCUUCCUGGUGGUUGGGAUAUUCCACUUGUAUCAUAGAUUUUUUUAUUACUGAUGUGCUCCGCUGUUUUUAAAUGUGAACUUGUGCGCAAAUGUGCAGAUUCAAUGUUCUUAUUACAGAUUGAAUAAAUUUUUAUUUUGAAGAU
Molecule: messenger RNA, 2209 nt
Organism: Microcebus murinus (gray mouse lemur)
Lineage: Eukaryota; Metazoa; Chordata; Mammalia; Primates; Cheirogaleidae
Product: protein phosphatase Slingshot homolog 2-like
Biological process (GO): negative regulation of actin filament polymerization; protein dephosphorylation
Molecular function (GO): actin binding; phosphatase activity
Source: RefSeq, a predicted model, not a curated record